This is a messenger RNA of Dinoponera quadriceps, 507 nucleotides long. RefSeq lists its product as uncharacterized. Gene Ontology annotation, molecular function: nucleic acid binding. Bases 1 to 507 code for a protein of 168 amino acids. Lineage: Eukaryota; Metazoa; Arthropoda; Insecta; Hymenoptera; Formicidae. The record is from RefSeq and is a predicted model, not a curated record. The transcript has a single exon.
AUGAUCGCCCAAUAUACCGGGCGGAACCAGCGCAGGUGGGACGAGGCGGAUCCGGCGAUCCAGUUCGCGCUCAACACGGCCAUGCAAGAGUCAACCGGGUACACGCCCGCAUAUUUAAAUUACGGGCGAGAACUACGCACACCGUACGACAACCAGCGACCGGGCGCCGCACCGCCACCACCCGAAGUAAACCGGAAAAACCUACAAGAAGUCUUCGAGCUCGUCCGCGUAAACCUCGCCUGGGCAUACCAGAAACAGGAACGGUUUUAUAACUUGCGCCGACGACCGUGGAGACCGCGAACCGGGGAACAAGUAUGGAAACGCGAACACACGCUCUCGAAUAAAGCUCGCGCAGUAAACGCAAAGUUGUCACCACGCUACAGCGGCCCAUACACGAUAUGCCAAAUUAUAUCACCGGUAAUUGUCGACCUUAGGAAUCGUCGCGGUCGUAUCAUCCCGGAUAUACACAGCCAGGACCUAAAGAUGGUAAACAACCAGGCACCAUAG